Messenger RNA from Lagopus muta (rock ptarmigan), 1207 nucleotides. RefSeq names its product RNA-binding protein 14-like. NCBI's taxonomy places the organism in Eukaryota, Metazoa, Chordata, Aves, Galliformes, Phasianidae. The record is from RefSeq and is a predicted model, not a curated record. Gene Ontology annotation, molecular function: mRNA binding. Gene Ontology annotation, cellular component: cytosol.
GCCAUGCGUCCCGGCAUCAAACUGUUCGUGGGCAAUGUCCCCGAGGAGGCGACGGCGGAAGAACUGAGCGAACUGUUUUCCGGGGCCGCCGGCCCGGUGCUCGGCAUCGCCUUGAUGAAACAGUUCGCUUUCGUUCACCUCCGGGACGAAGCGGCGGCGGCCCGCGCCAUCACGCAGCUCAACGGCCAUCAGCUGCACGGCCGCCGCAUCGUGGUGGAGCCGUCCCGGCCGCGGCCCACCAACACCUGCAAGAUUUUUGUCGGCAACGUCUCGGCCGCCUGCACCAGCGGCGAGCUGCGGUCGCUGUUCCAGCAAUACGGCACCGUCGUGGAGUGCGAUGUGGUCAAAGACUAUGCAUUUGUUCACAUGGAGAACGAAGCAGAUGCAAAAGUUGCCAUCGAAAAUCUUAAUGGGAAGGAGGUGAAAGGAAGAAGAGUCACUGUGGAGCUCUCGACCAAUGUGCAGAAAAAGGGAGCGGGUCUGGCGGUGCCGGCCGGCGUCGUGGUGGACAAGAACAAGCGGAUAGGCCUGGAGUACAGGGAGAAGUUCCAGCCCAAGAUUGAGGGCUUCGAGCAGCGCCGGCUCGCGGACUCCACCCUUCCCCUCGGCCGCCGCCGGCUACGCUGCCGCCUCCUCCUCCUCCCUGUACGAUUACCAGCAGCGCUUCGGCACGGCCGCCAAGUACGACGGCUUUGACGCGCAGCCCCGGCCCUCGUCCCCCACCUACUUCGGCCGGGACCGCAGCCCCCUGCGGCGCUCCCCGAGCCGCGCCGGCUACUCGGCGGCCACGCUCCCGGUGACGGCGCAACCGGCCGCUUACCGUGCCCAGCCCUCGGCCCUCGCUGGGGGCCGCCUACCGCGCGCAGCCCCUCGGCCUCUCUGGGCGUGGCGUACCGCCCGCAGCCCACUACCGGCCAGGCCGCCGCCUACCGCGCGCAGCCCCUCGGCCUCGCUGGGCGCCGCCUACCGCUCGCAGGCCGCCGUCUCCCUGGGCGCCUCGCAGCCCGCCGCCGGCUCCCUCGCCUCCUACGGUGCCCAGCCCGCCGCCGCCUCCUACGGCGCGCAGCCCGCCGCCUCCCAGCUCUCCGGCUACGGGCCCUGCAGUCCUCGGCCCUCGCCUCCUCGUACGGGGCGCAGGCUGCCACUGGCUACUCCGCCGCCUAUGGUGCCCAGGCCGCCGCCGCCGCCGCCUACGGUGUGCAGGCUG